AAUAUGAUGCAAUGACGCGCAGAGAAACCAGUGCCAUGGGCCCAAAGAUUUGGCCACUUGCCAUUUGGUUAUCCUUUCUGUGCACCGUGCGGGCACUGGCCGAAACAGCCUGUCCGCUGACAGGUACUCGCCAGUCUCCUGUCAACAUUGUCCCAAAAGAUGCACAUCCAAUCAGGAACUCUGUGCUGAUGAAGUACAAGGUGUGGAACACGAGCCAACUCUUUGUCGAGCAAUCGAAGGAUCAUGGCACUGGCACUAUUCGUUUCGCCGGGCCAGAGGGAGGAGGCUCACUUCAGGUGGGAGAAAGCUUUUCAGACAUGGAUGAGUAUGUUCUGCGCCGACUGCGUGUUGCGAUGCCAAGUGAGCACACCCUGCUCAAUCGCCGAUUUCCUAUCGAGGUGCAACUCUGGCACGAGCCCGCUAUUCAUCGAGACAUCAGCAUGCUUAUCUCCGACCGUGCCGAGGUUCAACAGAUGUUGAGGAGGUUUCAGCAGCUCACUUUAGAUUGGCAAGGAGAGCUCAAAAAGCUGGAGGACCCAUCGCAGAACGAGUCAUUCCCAGACCUCCAGACUGAACAAGAUUGGGCCGAGAGUGUUCGUCAGCAUAGUGUCAAGGAUGGCCGCUUUCUCAUGGAGCAUGUGAGGGAGCUGCAGCAGCGGAUUUCUGAGAUAGAUGUGAAGGUGGAGCUUCUCAACGAAAGGCUUCACCGCCCAGAGUCUGCACGAGUAGUUGCACUGUCGCUUUUCUACUGGACGCCUCACAAUGUGGCAUCACCCGGCGCCAGUGAUUUCUUGCGCUGGCUGACACAAGCUACGAAGGUUGAGCUGCCGAAGCCUGUCGAAAAUCAAAGCAAACCGGAGGUCGCAGAGAAGCUUCGCAAGCAAGUACAGCAUUUGCAAGAACUUGUGAAGGAGAUGCAGCGCAACCAAUCCAACACAUCAGGGUGGCAUAACGAGCGGCAUCUUCGGGGUACAGAGGAGAAGAUUCAAGCACCCAGAGAUUUUAACUUCGAAGAUUCGAUUCAAAGAAAGGACACUCUGACAGCGUUUGGCUACAAAGGCAGCUUCACAAGGCCUCCUUGUACACCCGUCGUGCGAUGGUUUGUGGUGAGUGAACCUCAAGCAGCAACUGCCAAGGACCUACUGUCUUUGGCAUCAAAUUUGCUACAGUCAGAUCAUUCAACGCAGUGCCAGCAAGCGGAAGGAUUGGAAGUUUGUGGGAUGGGCAUUCAGCCUUCUGAUGGUGUAUGGUGGAGAGGGCCCAUCAAGGAGACUCCCCAGUCCAACCCGGUCUUUCCCAGCAAGCCAAUGAGCACAACUUCACUUGGCUUUGGGUCAUUCCACAAGCCCAAAGAGACCCACCUCAGUUCGGAGCUGGUUUCGCAGCUGCCUUGGCCUUACAUUCAAGCCUGCUGCGCCGUUCUUUUGCUUUGUUCAGUCGCCAUGUUGGGAACGACAUGCUCUAUGUGGUCACAUCAAUGCUGUGAUCAGUGAGUUGAAAAGACUCACCCGAAGCCGAUGACAAGCUUUGCGGCCGUUGUACUGCGAAGCUUCAAAAGUCUCAGAGAUUGCUCAGAGCCUUUCUGCUCAUGAAUGUGCCUGCAAUCGGAUGCAACACUGUGCAAGACUCACUGACUUUGGCAACAAAUUGAUCAUGUGCCACCGGGCAAUUCAUUCAAUAUCAAAGGAACUGAAAUGCACUGCAGCAAUUCACGCUUUGUCCAGGCUGUGGCUUGAUUAGCAGAAAAGGCAGGAGCAGAAGAAACCCCUGCUUUGCAGUCAAUCUGCCCAAGCACCUCAAGAGCCUGAGAGCAAGUGACAUUGUGAGCAUUUGCGAGCAUCACUUGUCAAAGGCAAAGUGAUGCUCCAGUUUCUGAAGCUCUCUAAGAGCUACAUAUUAUUUUUCUUGAAGGGUUGUGGGAGCGAAAUAAAACCGCAGUGGGCAGC
Cladocopium goreaui is the source of this 1946-nucleotide messenger RNA. The record is from the annotation of a GenBank genome assembly. Lineage: Eukaryota; Dinophyceae; Suessiales; Symbiodiniaceae.